AUGCGAAGCUGCCACGACGCUCACUCGGCACUCGGUGGUGACCAUAACCACGGCCAUAACCACGGCCAUGAUCACGACCACGACGAGGAAGCAAAAGACGCCAAUGGUGACUCUUUAUACCCUUACAUUGAUACCAGCAAGUUACGCGUUCUCAAUGCGCUGGAUCCGCUGGCUGCUGCAAACCCGUUCAAACCAUUCCACGAACGUCAAGAUCGGUCGCGCUUUUUAGCCAGUAACGACAGCGAUCCGGAGAUGAUUCUCUAUAUUCCCUUUACAGAGGCUGUUAGUAUCAAGUCCAUUUGUAUCUCAGGCUGUGUGGGUGACGGGACGCAUCCUAAUGCAGUCAAACUGUUCACGAAUCGAGAAGACAUUGACUUUUCCAAUGCAAAUGAGCUGCCGGCACAACAGCGAUUGGACCUGGUAGAGGAUGACUUGGCUAGUAUCGACUAUCCGCUCCAGGUGCGCAAGUUUCAAGGUGUCAGCAACGUGACGCUCUAUAUUGAGGGCAGUUACGGAGGAGAUGAAACGAAGAUCUAUUAUAUUGGGCUCAAAGGUGAAAGCAAAAAGUGGCGUCACGGCGUGGUUGAGUGCGUUUACGAAGCCCGUCCACAACCAGCUGAUCACAAGAUCAAGGACACGACUGGACCGACGUCGCUCAUUUAA
Molecule: messenger RNA, 663 nt
Organism: Peronospora matthiolae
Lineage: Eukaryota; Oomycota; Peronosporomycetes; Peronosporales; Peronosporaceae
Source: the annotation of a GenBank genome assembly